Triticum turgidum subsp. durum (durum wheat) is the source of this 252-nucleotide messenger RNA. The record is from the annotation of a GenBank genome assembly. Lineage: Eukaryota; Viridiplantae; Streptophyta; Magnoliopsida; Poales; Poaceae.
AUGACGAGCGGUCCAGUUCAUGUUAUGGUUCUGGAAAGCCCCGAUGCCAUUUCACGCUGGAGAAUUUUGAUAGGGCCAACUGAUGCAAGAAAGGCUAAAACUUCACACCCUGACAGCAUUAGAGCAAUGUGUGGCUUGGACUCUGAGAAAAAUUGUGUGCAUGGUUCAGAUUCACUGCAAUCUGCGGCCAGAGAGAUUUCAUUUUUCUUCGGAGAUGAUAAAUCUGAAGCCCUGGAACAUGAUGAGCUGUAG